GUUCCGACCAAAGGUUGAAGUACCUCCUUCUGGGGUUUUGCAGGCAAAGUGAGGAAGAGUCAAAGCAGACAGUGGAAUUCUCCAAGCUGGUGGCGUAACAGAGAGAAGAUGUUAUGUGAAAGUGAAGAGCACGUCACGGUCUCGCACCCGUCUGGUCUCCGUCAUUUCCUAGAAAAGUUUUCCUCAACAGGUGUCCAAUCGGCACAAGUGAAGGGCCUCCAGACCGACGCUGGCAAUCUCUCCGUGGGCCUGACAACACUCAUAAGCCAGCCACAAGGCGUUCGUUCCAUAUCUGCAGCAGGGAUCUGUUUCCAUUAGCAGUGGUGAGUGUCUCCCCACCAACCUUCUAUAGAUGGACGUGAGGAUCAAGACAGAGUGCAGGAAGUGGGAGACAAUAAGGAGAGGACUGAGCUGAGAACAUAUAGAUGGAACUGGAAAUUCUUCAUGUAGCAUCAUCAUCAACAAUGAUAGAGAGACAGACAGACAGACAGGGAUCUGAAGGCAGAUCCUUCUCCAUAGACUACAAGAACAACUGCUUCCUGAAAGAUGGGAAACCUUUCCAGUACAUCUCUGGCAGCAUUCACUACUCCAGAAUUCCGAGGUUCUAUUGGCAGGACCGGCUGCUGAAGAUCUACAUGGCUGGUCUCAAUGCCGUCCAAGUGUAUGUUCCCUGGAACUUCCACGAGCCGGUGAUGGGGGUACAGAAUUUCACAGGGGACCGGGAUUUGGAGCACUUCUUGGAUUUGGCCAAUCAGACGGGUCUGCUGGUCAUCCUGCGACCAGGUCCGUACAUAGAUGCUGAGUGGGAAAUGGGCGGCCUGCCAGCCUGGUUACUGUUACAGCAAAACAUAACACUCCGGACAGCUGACUUGGGUUAUAUGGAGGCAGUGAGCAACUGGCUCUCAGUUCUACUCCCCAAAGUGCGUCCCUGGUUGUAUGUUAAUGGCGGAAACAUUAUCAGUGUCCAGGUGGAGAAUGAGUAUGGAAGUUACUACGCUUGUGACUACAACUACCUGCGUCUGCUUCGUGUUCUUUUCCGCUUCUUCCUCGGUGAAGACGUCGUCUUGUUCACCACUGAUGGAAACACGGACGGGGAGAUGAGAUGUGGAACUCUGCAGGGACUGUAUGCUACAGUGGACUUUGGCACAGACACCAACAUCACUGAAGCUUUCGACCGACAGAGAAGCAUCGAACCUGCCGGUCCUCUGGUGAAUUCUGAAUUUUACACGGGCUGGCUGGACCACUGGGGAGAGCCACAUGCUUCAGUUGAUGCAACGAGAGUCAGCAGGAUGCUUGGACAAAUGCUGGCCAUGGGCGCCAACGUCAAUAUGUACAUGUUUGAAGGUGGGACAAACUUUGGCUACUGGAACGGAGCUGAUCACGACACCAAGUACCGCCCUGUCCUGACCAGUUACGACUACGAUGCUCCGCUUUCUGAAGCUGGAGACCCCACAGAGAAGCUGCUGGCCAUCAGGGACGUCAUUAAACAGUUCAGGGAAAUCCCAUCAGGACCUAUGCCACCAGCCACUCCUAAAUUUGCCUAUGGCUUUGUGACACUCAGACAGGUCGGCAAUCUGACCAGCGUGCUGAGCACGUUGUCACCAGGAGGUUCGGUUAAAUCAAAAAUCCCUUUGAGUUUUGAAGAGCUGAAGCAGUUCUAUGGAUACAUCCUGUAUCGCACUCUGCUGCCGAGGGAUCUACUGGCUCCGACGCAGCUUUUCUCUCCUCUCGACGGGAUUCAUGACCGGGCCUAUGUGUCUGUCAAUGGGGUUUACCAGGGCGUUUUGGAAAGAGACACAUCACUGGCGUUGAAUAUUUCUGGAGAGCAGGGGGAUACCCUGGAUGUUCUUGUUGAGAACAUGGGCAGAGUCGACUUCGGCAGCGAAAUGAAAGACUACAAGGGCAUCUUGAAGAACCUGUUUCUGGGUGAGGACGUUCUGAAAGACUGGCUGAUCUUCCCCCUGGACAUCGACAGGGCUGUUUCUGAUGGAUGGCCUCAUGGAGACAACAGCCUCCAAACUGAACCUUCUGCAGGACCAACCUUUUACAUGGGAACUUUGAAGCCCAACGGCCUGGCCUCAGACACUUUCCUCAAACUCUAUCAGUGGACAAAGGUGAGUCAAGGUGACGGCAACCAAAUAAUCCUUGAACUGAACUCUUCUCCUCUGUUCUAUAGGGUCAGGUUUGGAUUAACGGUGUUAAUCUGGGGCGGUACUGGAUGUGCAGAGGUCCACAGCAGACGCUUUACGUGCCAGGACCACUGCUCAGCACCACAAGGCCCAACAACAUCACAGUGCUGGAGCUGGAGGCGGCACCGGAACAUUUAAGGGUUCUGUUCAUGGACCGGCCUCAGCUCGGAGCCACAGGUUAAAGCACUUUAGUGGGAUAAACAGUUUCGGUUGUGUCGUCGCUUGAGAGAACAGUAAGGGCAUUGUGAUUGUGGAGAAGUCCACAGAGGACAAUCACUGGCAUGAAUUUGGGGAUUGCACACUCUGCAGUAAGAGCAUUAGAGUCGGACUUCCUGCUGCACAACUUGAAAGCGACAUGUUAAUUUGUAAAUAUGUGGUUGGCCCAAAUUGGAUAUGGAUGAAGAUGUGUUGUUUUUUUAAUGAAUGCAAAGAAGAACAUAUUGUCAUUUCUUCGCAAUCUCGCUGUUGACAAAUAAACCAAAGGUACUUUACUGUUUUGAUACUUUGCUCCUCUACAAUUAAAAGAGGAAGUUUGAGGAUCAUGUGAUUCAAGUUUGGCAACAAUAGAGGUAGCUUCCUCCUGACUACUGUCUCCACACGUCAGCCUUUCCCUGCAGGAGCGUUGGCUUUCCGAUGCGCUUGGACGCAACGAGGGGUGCAGAAGGAGAAGUCCAAAUAUUGGAAGGGAACCUUCCCAAGUAGGGACUCGCCACACGUCCAGCACCUCCUAGUGGCAACAGAAAGAGCAGGUUAUUCCGUUGUUUAGCUUCUGAACAGAGUGGACGCACCUGAUAUUAGAAACACCAAGUCCGGUUGCGGACGCUUGCUCAGCCAGUCGCCUCUCUGCUGCAAGAGCUCUCUAUAAAACCAAACCUUUCUUCAGAGAUGCUGCAUCAAGGAAGAUCAAUUGUAUUGAAGGCACGCACCUUUUCCCGGUCAGAAAGAGAAGCAAACCUCUUCUUCUCCUCGGCCUCUGACUCUUGCUUCCUUUUCUCCUCCUUUUGAUCUUUUUCACGCUGCUUUUUCAUAGCCUUUUGAGCCUUUUUCUUCUCAGCCUUCUUUGAUUCAGUCUCAGCUGUGAGUGGCUCAGGGACCUUUAGAGGCAACAUUUAACAUUUAACCUUAAAACAUUCGAAUGCAGUAAGACGAGAUUCUUUUCUCACCUGAGCCUUGUUGUAGUCGUAUCUGUCGGGAUUCUCCCCACGGUAUUUACGGAAGACGUUUCUUGUGUCUUUAUCAGGCGCAACGAUGUAAGGGGUCUGUCCUUUGUUGUUCCUGGAAAUCAGUGACAAAAAAAUGCUACAAUCACUGCAAAUGCAU
This is a messenger RNA of Synchiropus splendidus (mandarinfish), 3509 nucleotides long. RefSeq names its product galactosidase, beta 1-like (gene glb1l). The record is from RefSeq and is a predicted model, not a curated record. Gene Ontology annotation, biological process: carbohydrate metabolic process. The transcript is spliced from 18 exons. Gene Ontology annotation, cellular component: vacuole. Bases 426 to 2327 code for a protein of 633 amino acids. Lineage: Eukaryota; Metazoa; Chordata; Actinopteri; Syngnathiformes; Callionymidae. Gene Ontology annotation, molecular function: beta-galactosidase activity.